AUUUAAGUCAAUUGACAGUUGGACUUCACAUCAUGAUUUUGGUAAAAUGAUUUAGAGUUUGUGGAACUCCUUCCUAGUUGAGGGAUAUUGGGGUUUCAAAUGUAAAGAAAAGCUAAAGGCUCUCUGAAUGCACCUGAAGCAAUGGAACAAGGAUGUGUUGGGUAAUAUUGAUAGCCAACUAGAUGAAGCCUUAAAGAAUAUUGAGGCAAUUGACAUCAAAUGUGAAGGCCAAGAUAUUACAGAGGAUGAUAUGCUCAAAAGGAAGGAGGGAUUUGCAAACCUUUGGCAGUGUUUAAAGAAAAAAGAAAGUUUGUGGAGGCAAAAGUCUAGAGCUAGUUGGAUUAAAGAUAGGAAUGCAAACUCUCAUUUCUUUCACAGAAUAACAAAUGGGAGAAGGCAAAGAAAUAUGAUUCAUGGUGUUGAUGACAAAGGAACUUGGAUUGAUGAUCCUAAUCAGGUCAAGUUAAUCAUCUUGGAUCACUUUAAAAAUCAAUUUUCCUCCCAACCUCAAAACCGACCAUCCUUGGAGCAUAUCUUCUCUAACAGCUUAUCUAGAAAGGACAGAGAAAUGUUGGAGGCUGAGUUUACUAAUGAGGAAAUCAAAGAAGCAGUCUUCUCUUGUGCAAGUGACAAAGCCCCUGGACCUGACAGUUUCAACUUCCACUUUAUAAAGUCUGUAUGGAGCACUAUUGAAGGAGAUAUCACUAACUUUAUCAAAGAAUUUCACAAGUAUGGAAGGUUGGUUAGAGGUAUCAAUGCUUCAUAUAUCACCCUUGUUCCUAAGAAGAAAAAUCCCACGACUUUCAAAGAGUACAGGCCAAUUAGUAUGGUUGGGAGCCUUUAUAAAAUUUUAGCUAAAGUUUUAGCUAAUAGGCUACGGAAAGUCAUUGGAAAGGUUAUCAACAUGACCCAAUCUACUUUUGUAGAGGGAAGAUAGCUUAUUGAUAGUGUCUUGGCACUCAAUGAAUUGGUGCAUGAUUUAAAAAGAAGGAAGGAAAUGGGUAUCUUGUUUAAGGUAGACUUUGAAAAGGCUUUUGACUCAGUUGAUUGGGAUUACCUUGAUUCUAUGCAGUCUUCCUUGGGGUUCAGAGACAAAUGGCGUGGGUGGAUUAAAGAGUGCUUAACUUC
Rubroshorea leprosula is the source of this 1128-nucleotide messenger RNA. The record is from the annotation of a GenBank genome assembly. NCBI's taxonomy places the organism in Eukaryota, Viridiplantae, Streptophyta, Magnoliopsida, Malvales, Dipterocarpaceae.